UAGCCUAACAGUCUUGUAGUGUCACAGACUUGUAGAUUCGUAGCCAAGAAGCCUGUAGCCCUGUAGUCUCAAGUAUGUUGCCAUGUAACCUCGUAGUCUCGUAGCUAGUUGGAGCCUCGUAGACUCCUAGUCUCAUAGUGCAGUUGCCUCGUAGUCUUUUAGUCUUGUAGUCAAAUGACGCUGAAUCUGUUGGAACCGUAUCUUAUCGUAUCCUGUGACCGAUUGUACCCCUGUGGCGAGAAAAUAUCCCUGUGGCGAGAAAAUAUCCCUGUGGCGAGAACGUAUCCCUGUGAUGAGAUCGUAUUUCUAUCGUGAGAUCAUGUCACACCAAGUUGAAUUUUCGUACAAAUAUUUUUCCUUUUUGUUAAAUGCAUGACCAGUUUGUGUAUUGUGUGUUCAAUGCGUGUCCUGUUUGUUUAUUGCGUGUUCGUUACAUGUUCAUUGCAUGUCCAGUGUGCACUGUGCGUCUAUUAUGUGUCCUUUGUGUGUACUGUGUAUCCCUUGUGUGUCCUGUGUGUUUAUUGUGUGUCCUUUUAUUUUGUCGAUUGAUCCAAUUGUGCUUCUUUUUCGUUGACUGUGCUUGCGAUUGUGCUUCCUUUUUUAAAUAUGCUUCCAAUUGUGCUUCCUCUUUGUCGAAUAUUCUUCCGAUUGAGUUUACUUUUCAUUGAUUGUGCUUCGAUUGAGCCUCCUUUUUUGAAUGUGCUUCCUUUUUGAAGAAUGUGCAUCCUUAUGUGCUUCCUUUUUUGAAUGUUGUUUUGUAUCGCAUAUUAAUGUAAAUGUAUCGUGUUUUUACUUGCGUGUUAUUCCGGCGGCCGCGGGUUUAUAAGCGAGUCCCAGACGACAGGGCCCUCAGUCCUCCUGUGACAGCUGUGCUGUACAAAUCGCCUCUCUCUUUAGUACGUUACUUGAUAUUUAGUUGCUGUUCCAAUGUCGACCUUGAUGGACGGUCUACCAUCGAUGGAGCAGACCCUGAUGACAGCGACGACGAUGGUGGCGGAGACCUCAUUUGUAGCGGUGAGCUCGAUGGCAGCGACGUCGUCGACGACGAAAAACUCUAUGGAAUGUGUACCAUCGUCACCAACAGCAUUAAAGGAUAUUUCAACAGGUGUGGUUGCACCAGUAGAAGAGACUUUAAUCCCUGCAGUGCAGUCUGCAGUGGAAACCUCAAUUAAUGACUUUCGCCAUCGAAUGAGACUUCAAUGGCACUAGUAUCAAUGAUUUCCACUGAAGGUGCAUCGGCGUCUUCCUAGCAUCGGUGGCGUUACUGGGACAAGAUUUUCUCGAACACUAAUACUCGCCGACACGAGAAUAGAUAAUGUGCUAAUAAUCCGCGUCGUACAAAAUAUAACUGUGAAAAAUUUCGCAAGAAGUUUGCAAGAAAUUAUAAUUUAAAAAUACAUGCCAUGAACUGCAUACAAAGGUAUUUUCCCGUCAAACAGUCGAAACUGUCGUUGCCGAAGACCUGUGUUAGUGGUGCAUUACGGAGUAAUGAUGCAUCGAGGAAUACAGACAAUAUAUCCCUGUAACUUCUAUGAAAAUACAUAAUUGCAAAGGGGAAAGUCCGUUCACCUACUGCGGACCAGAUAGUGUUGCGUCUGCUCCGCAAGUUAAGGUAGAGACCUGUACGCACAAUGCCAUUUUGAAAUAUUGGAGAACAUAUUUGUUACGUACAUUAAGUUCUUAAAAUGUUUCAGAAGUUUAUAGAAGUUUUUAAAAUAUUUACAGAAGAAAUAGGUACUUCGAAAUCAACAUACGCCUGUAAGCUGUGCCGAAAGGGGUUUUAUCUUAUCAGAAAGGUCUUUGGCUAAAUUAAAAACUUGGCUGUAAACAAUUAGAGAAAUACACCCAUAAGAUGGUUAAGAAUUGUAAAUAUGAUUUUAAGAUAGUUAAUUAUACCUCUAUAAUUUAUAAAGCAUAAUAAAAUAUAUUGAGAACUAAUAAUAAACAUAGAAAAACUGCCAAACAUAAUUUUUUUAUGUUUUGCGAAAUUCAACCCCUAAGGAGUGAAUAGAAGGUUAAGUUUGUUUUAAGAUUAAUAACUAUAUCUCCAGAUUUAAUUAAAAGUAAUAAAUGAGUUUGUGUACCAAUAAAAAAUACGAAAACUACUAACCAACAUUUUUAUGUUUUUCGUAAUUCAACCCCUAUGAUGCGUAAAAGGGGUACGUAUGUUGUUAAGAUAAAUAAUAAUUAUAUCUCCGAAUUUAAUGAAUUGAGUCAAAUGAUUUUGAUUAGCAAUAAUAAACAUUCCAAAAUUACCAAUCACAAUUUUACCCUUUUGCGAUAUUCAGACAAUAAGCUUGGUAAAAAGUGUACGUUUGUUUUCAAAACAAAAAAAAAAUAUAUUUCCAAAUUAAUUAGAACUAGAAUUAGAAACUAAUAAAAUCUCGUAUCAAUAUACUUAAAUAAUAGGAGGUAUUAUGUAAUAAGGUGAAAUUAUGUAAUUAUUCUAAGCAUAGCUUUAACCAUAGUAAAAGUAAAUGUUAAUGAUGUUAGUGCGAACGAUAGCAUAAUCUUAGUUAUAAUGAAAUAGGUGCGUGUUUAACAAUGUUUUACAUUAUGAAAUGAAAACUAGGUAAGUGUGAUAAAAUCAAGAUAAGAUAUACCCUCAAACACUCUAAAUGAGAAAUUUUAAUAUCAGAUACUUAAUCAAUACUAAAAAUUAAGAAAUCCUACACCAAACCAUUUACAAAAUAUCAUUCUUAAAGUAUCUCGUUAUAAAAUAAACAUUAUGUGCACCUGACAAUUUAUUUUGUCUAUUUAUUUAGUAAAAAUGUUUGGAAUAAUCACAUACUUCUCUUUCGAUGGUAAUAUGUUAGCAAUAUUCUGAAAUUGCGUGAGUGAAGCCGCGGGUUAUUAGCUAGUUUAUAAAUAAAAACAAUUAAUUUUGGUGAUGACAGAAAAUGUACUACAUACCUUAAAAAAGGUAGGAUUUUAAAAAUCCAGAUAAAUGUGUCACUGUGUCACUGCUUAAAUAGCGACGGUCAAAAACAACCCACUGACGAAUGACCACAUCCGUAGUUAUUUAAUUAUCCACUAGAUUAUAAUAAUUGGUACCGAUAUAAGGUGUCGGAUAUUACCGUCCGUAUCUGACAAUCCCCACCAUUCCUAUAUAAGCAAUUUUAGACAUGAACUGACAUUCUUAGUUCCCUGCCAACUCGUUCAUCAGACAUUAUGCACAUCUAACAAUUUGCAAUGAAGCAAAUGUUUCUUCCAAAAAGUAGCACCGUGCCGGCCCGCCAACCGCACCAAUUAUUCCAUUAACGCAUAUAGGUACUUACUGUGUAAAUAUCAAUAACAUCAAAUAUAAACAUUUAUUAGUGCUUCGAAAUGUGAGUCAAACUUAAUGUGGUUUUGCCUCGCAGUUUUUAAAUUGCUAUUGCUUAAGGUCAGGGUGUGUUUUCAAUAGGAAUUAUUUUCCUCUUACCUAACAUAUAGCUAAAAUAUAGUGAUUAUAAGGAGAGGUCCGGGCUAGGGAUUGGACCUAGGUGUGUCACAGAUCUAAACCUUAUCAUGCUAGGUAUCAACAAUGCCAGAAGGGUUACAUGCAAUCUUUUUUCUUGUAUCGGAUGGUUAUGGUAGCGAUUGUUGCCAUGGCCAACUCCCCGAUAUUAACUUGUUCUAAUGAAACUGGGCGAGCCCAGAUAAGACCUGUGUAUAAGAGGGAACAAACUGGGCUCGCUCAGGAGGAGUGCAGUGAUAAUGUGACAUUUAAGUAUGUUUUAUCUGAACAUCGGUGAUAUAGUUUGUAAACUAGAAGCAAGUGUGACGCGAGCUCGCAGCAGGGGGCUACUCGCUCGCUAAUCCUGCAAGUGGAUGACGUGGUGGAUGAUGCCUUGGGUCGUGCGUUGAGCCUUGUCUCUGCGGUGCACGCUUAUCGCACUGUCUCGUAGCAAGCUAGUGACUUCCUCCCACUAUGUCAAACUACCGUUGAUACCUGAUACCUGGAAUCUGACCUGCUACGCUAUGUGAUGUGAGACGUGGUCAACUGGGUCGUGUGAUGGGCUUUUUUAAACUCUGGCGGUCAUCUUUAUUUGGCCGAGGCUAUAUGAGUCAUGCUUGAGAAGCAGGACCUACCAGAGAGAGAGAGAGAGAGAGAGAGAGAGAGAGAGAGAGAGAGACAGCGUAAAAAAAAAAAGCUAGAAUGUUUUCGCAUCUGAUUGGCUAGAAAGUUUCGCAGAUGUCACAAGACCAGAGCCAUUUUAACGAGGGGAGGGGGCUCCCAAGGACAGCAAAGUUAGAACAUAACUCGUUCUCUCUCACACAAAACCUCUCAACCUACUUAUCUCUCUCGUUCUCGAGCUCCUUCCUUUUCUUGGCGCGUUUCGCUCAAGCUGCGCUUGCCAAAAUAAUUAAGAAAGCUACCCGAAUGUGCUAAAAGUGUCCGCUCCCUAGGCUGGCUCGCGAUUUGGCAAGAUGGCGGUCUCCCUGGCCUGAUAUGAAUGCCCGGAGAACAUCUUUGAACUAAACCUUAGAUUAGAAUUGGCUCUCUUGCAUUACAGUGAUAUUUCCUAGGCAGAGCUAAAACCAUGCUCUAUAUUGAUAUCGUUUCUUCUAUUCAGGUAUUUAAUUUGCAAAUGUCAUCUACUGUGCGCUGAUCUGAUCUUGUAUGUUUGACAUAGGUAAUCUUAUUCAUUUGACUGUAGGUAUUGAAUGAUGUAACCCAGGUAAAACAAAAGUUGCAAGGGUGGCUCCAUAAAGUCUUCAGGAGGUGAUUUCGUACAAAGGAUGCAGUUGCACAACAUGACAUUAGUAAAUUAAUGGAUAGGCUUGGAUUAUUUACAAAUUAAUGGUCUCAAAUACUGAAAAUUAAUAGCUUCAUACAACCUUUGAUGAAAAAAAUGUUUAUCAGAUGAAUUUAAAUUAAGUAAACACUCACAUAAAUAAAUAGAUAUAUUCUCCAUAUUAAAUAAAAAAAACUAAAAACUUAAGGGGAUCACUCCCUCUCAGGAACCACGUCUGGCGAGGAAAUAUGUUCAGAAACUGACAUUUAACCUAGUUUUCCCCAGAAACUAUUAUUUGAUAACAAUUGAACAUUUGAUCCAGGAUAAUAUGAAAUCAGAAUAAACAAAACUGACUGAAUCCGUCUCUGAAAGUAGUAGACUGUUAAAUAAAUACCCUGACUUUAACAAAAUGUUUUUUUUCUCUUUCGGUUUUGAGCUAUAACGUAUUGUUAAGCGCGAAAUGCAAAUUUGUAUUUCGCGCUGAGCAGUGAUUCCACUCACAUGGUUCAUAUAGGCCAAUGAUCUUCGUCCACAUGCCAUCUUACUGUUAAUCUUAUUUUCCGAAAAGUAUCAAAAAGGAAACUGGAUACUGCCCAGUUAUUGAUUUUCUGAAUAACAUAAUAAUUGUUAUUAUAUAUUAAAAUAAAUGUAGAAAGAUGAACAACAGUAUUUCAAAGUAUAUAUUUUUAUUAGUACAUGACGCAGAAGACUAACGUAGUCGUUGUACGUAAGCAAAAAAAAAAAAACUAGUUUAGUAAAAGAAUGAUUAUUCCUGAAGUAGGACGGUAUUGAAACGUGUUGCUUGACAAUAUGAAAAUUGCGAUAGUGGUUAGAGUAUUACUGGGAAAUUUUAAGUUUGAUGUGUGUAAGAUAGCGUGUGUUUGAAUUUACGAUGUUCCAUUCGUUGUUUUUAAGCAUUUUGUAAGUCGAGAAAAAUAUUUGCGCUUUUAUUUUGUAGUGUUAAUGGUAUUUCUGUGUACUAUUUGCGAAUUUUAACAUCUUUUGGAGGCCCUGUUCCGUGAGAGACUCGAGCAGGCGCUACCAUGGAUGACUCCCACUGCAAGACGGUGGAUGAAGUGCUCAACUACUUCAACACGGAUCCGGAGCGAGGUCUUAGCACGGACCAGGUCAAGCGCAACCAGGAGAAGUACGGCCUAAAUGAAUUACCCGCAGAGGAAGGCAAGUCCAUAUGGCAGCUUGUGCUGGAGCAGUUCGAUGAUCUUCUUGUGAAGAUCCUAUUGCUGGCCGCCAUCAUAUCUUUUGUGCUGGCACUGUUCGAAGAACACGAUGACCAGAUCACGGCGUUCGUGGAGCCCUUCGUCAUUCUGCUGAUCCUGAUUGCCAAUGCCAUCGUGGGAGUAUGGCAGGAGAGGAAUGCAGAGUCAGCUAUCGAGGCGCUGAAGGAGUAUGAACCUGAAAUGGGCAAGGUGGUCCGCUCCGACAAGGCGGGUGUCCAGAAAGUGCGCGCAAAGGAGAUUGUGCCUGGAGACCUGGUUGAGGUGUCAGUCGGAGAUAAGAUUCCUGCGGACAUCAGGCUUGUCAAGAUCUUUUCUACCACACUGAGGAUUGACCAGUCUAUCCUGACAGGAGAGUCUGUCUCUGUCAUCAAGCACACAGAUGCUAUUCCUGACCCGCGAGCUGUCAACCAGGACAAGAAGAACAUACUGUUCUCAGGCACAAACGUUGCAGCCGGCAAGGCCCGUGGUGUCGUCAUUGGGACGGGCCUCAACACUGCUAUUGGCAAGAUUCGUACCGAGAUGUCGGAGACGGAGGAGAUUAAGACACCACUCCAACAGAAGCUGGAUGAGUUUGGAGAGCAGCUGUCGAAGGUUAUCUCCGUGAUCUGUGUGGCUGUGUGGGCUAUCAACAUCGGCCACUUCAAUGACCCGGCCCACGGAGGCUCUUGGAUAAAGGGGGCAGUGUACUACUUCAAGAUUGCGGUCGCGCUGGCAGUUGCUGCCAUCCCGGAGGGUCUUCCAGCGGUAAUCACCACGUGUCUUGCCCUGGGUACACGCCGCAUGGCCAAGAAGAAUGCCAUUGUGCGGUCUUUGCCCUCGGUCGAGACGCUAGGCUGCACCUCCGUCAUCUGCUCAGACAAAACGGGCACUCUCACGACCAACCAGAUGUCUGUCAGCCGGAUGUUCAUCUUCGAGAAGAUAGAAGGCACAGACAGCACCUUCCAUGAGUUUGAGAUCACGGGAUCGACGUACGAGCCCAUCGGGGACGUGUUCUUGCGCGGCCAGAAGGUAAAGGGCGGGGACUUCGAAGGCCUCCAAGAGAUAUCCACCAUCGGCAUCAUGUGCAACGACUCUGCCAUCGACUUCAACGAGUUCAAGCAGGCGUUCGAGAAGGUGGGGGAGUCGACGGAGACUGCGCUCAUCGUGCUGGCGGAGAAGAUCAACCCGUUUGGCGUGAGCAAGGCAGGGCUGGACCGGCGUAGUGCUGCCAUUGCAGUGCGCAAUGACAUGGAGACCAAGUGGAAGAAGGAGUUCACGCUGGAGUUCUCACGUGAUCGCAAGUCCAUGUCGUCGUACUGCGUGCCACUCAAGCCCACGCGCCUGGGUACGGGCCCUAAACUGUUCGUGAAGGGCGCACCAGAGGGCGUGCUGGACCGCUGCACGCACGCUCGUGUCGGCACCACUAAGGUGCCACUCACAGCGACCUUGAAGAGCAGGAUCCUGGAGCUGACACGGCAGUACGGCACGGGCCGCGACACACUGCGCUGCCUUGCACUCGCCACGGCUGACAACCCCAUAAAGCCAGAGGACAUGGAUUUGGGAGACUCCACCAAAUUCUACACGUAUGAAGUGAACCUGACGUUUGUGGGCGUGGUGGGCAUGCUGGAUCCUCCACGCAAGGAGGUGUUCGACUCGAUCCAGCGCUGCCGAGCGGCCGGUAUCCGCGUUAUCGUCAUCACUGGGGACAACAAGGCAACUGCCGAGGCCAUCUGCAGGCGUAUCGGAGUGUUCGGAGAAGAUGAGGACACUACGGGCAAGUCGUACUCGGGUCGCGAGUUUGACGACCUGUCAUUAAGCGAGCAGAAGGAAGCUGUGGCUCGAGCACGCCUCUUCUCGCGUGUCGAGCCGGCCCACAAGUCCAAAAUUGUGGAGUUCCUGCAGGGCAUGAACGAGAUAUCUGCCAUGACCGGGGAUGGCGUGAACGACGCCCCGGCUCUCAAGAAGGCGGAGAUCGGCAUUGCCAUGGGCUCGGGAACAGCGGUAGCCAAGUCUGCAUCGGAGAUGGUGCUAGCAGAUGACAAUUUUUCAUCCAUUGUGGCGGCUGUGGAAGAGGGCCGUGCUAUCUACAACAACAUGAAGCAGUUCAUUCGCUACCUGAUCUCAUCCAACAUCGGCGAGGUAGUGAGUAUCUUUCUGACUGCGGCGCUGGGGCUACCUGAGGCUCUCAUCCCGGUGCAGCUGCUGUGGGUGAACUUGGUGACAGAUGGCUUGCCCGCUACAGCCUUGGGCUUCAACCCUCCAGACCUUGACAUCAUGGACAAGCCUCCGCGCAGAAGUGAUGAGUCGCUGAUCUCCGGGUGGCUCUUCUUCCGCUACCUGGCCAUCGGCUUCUACGUGGGAGCGGCGACUGUGGGAGCUGCCACCUGGUGGUUUAUGUUCAGUCCACAUGGCCCGCAGUUGAACUACUACCAAGUGACACACCACCUGGCGUGCAUCGGUGGAGGGGAGGAGUUCAAAGGCGUAGACUGCAAGGUGUUCAACGACCCACACCCCAUGACGAUGGCUCUCUCCGUGCUGGUCACCAUUGAGAUGCUUAACGCCAUGAACAGCCUGUCUGAGAACCAGUCUCUGAUCGCAAUGCCGCCAUGGUGCAACAUCUGGCUGCUGGGCUCCAUGGCUCUCUCCUUCACUCUGCACUUCGUCAUAUUGCACGUGGAAGUGCUGUCUACAGUUUUCCAGGUGACGCCGCUGACCGUGGAGGAGUGGCUCACGGUCAUGAAGUUCUCCAUCCCGGUCGUCCUACUGGACGAAACACUCAAGUUUAUCGCCAGACGGAUCACAGAUGUGCCUUCCCCGGUAAAUAAGUAGAGGCCAGUUGGUGCCGUGCAGCGUGCCUCGCCUGGUGGUUGCGACUGCUGGAAUGUGAACCAAGACUCUAGGAAACAGCUCCAUGUUGAAACAAACUCAUGUCUUCCCAACAUAUUUUAUCCUUCUCCAUGUAUCGCUCACUAUGCUUUGCUUUUACGAUCAUAUUUUUGUGUUGCUUAUAAGCUAUGUUACGUUCUUCAUCUUACUUCCUGCUGCAGCUUGUAAUAGUCCACUUCUUUUUUAUUGUUUAUAUGUUGUAGUCAGUAACAUACAUAACGUAUUACAUUUUGUUGCAGUCAGCGAAGUUGUAGUGGACCAGUGGAAGAAGUAACCUGCCAUAAAAAGCUUACAUUCAAAUCAUAAGAAGAUGCGCUCAUUUUAAAGUCAAAUUAAUGUCAAUAAAUAAAAUUAAAAUAUGCCUGGUUUGUUUAACACCACGAAAUUAACACACUAAUUUAAUUUCAAAAUUACUAAUUCCGAUUACCUUUUUGUACUUUAACAUUAUUUUCAAAACUAAUAGUUAAGAUACACGUGUAAUCCGAUUAACAUAUUUUUAAUAGGAUAUCUAAUUUCAUUAUCCUUUCCAUACCAUCAAUACUAUAUAGCUCUCCAUAAUUGUGACAUAACUUCUAUCAUAAUAACCACGUUGCUUUGCCUCGCAUUAUGUUUGUGUUGCUUUUCAUUCAUUUUCCCACGAGUCGUCACUGAACUUCCAUGGAGUCAUCUUGUGCCCUUGGAAAGGCAGACAGAUGACACCCCAGCCUCAACCCCCUUCCCUUUGCCCUUAAAACGUUUAAAAAGAGAGCGCUUCAAUAAGUCCCGUCGUCUUGCUUCCAUCGUACUGAAGGAAACGCGAGGACUUCUCUGCAAGAACUUCAUUGUUGGUGCGGUUCCUGAAAGAACAAUAAAUACAACUUAUCCAUGGUGAUUCUUCGUAGGAGUGCAUCGCAACAUUUGUAACGAGGAAAGUUUACCAUGCGAUUAUGGUAGUUACCAAAAAAAAUAUUGUUGAAUGAAAAUGUGUAAAUAUAUUUAAACAAAAUAAUUAUAUUUUUGUUGUUAUUAGGCUGAAAGAACAUUAAGCGAGAAUGGAAAAUGCCAUUUCAGCAUAUGGACAAAUUAACUGUAACUACUAAAUGAUGCACUUUUCCCAAUCAUGCAUGCCAUUAGAUAUUAUAUGAAUACAUAUUUAGUACUGAUUCUCGCACUGUGGUUGACUUUUAGUUCUAAAAUGUUGAUUGCUCAAUUUUUUGAGUAACAAGUGUUCAUAUUGGAUUUCAUCUCCUGUUGUUUUGUACAGAGAAAGAAACAUUAAGACUUUAAAGUUUUGUACAAGAAUAAAAACUCCAAUAAAAUGUUAGUAAUAAA
Bacillus rossius redtenbacheri is the source of this 10135-nucleotide messenger RNA. It is a transcript of the gene SERCA, whose product is annotated as calcium-transporting ATPase sarcoplasmic/endoplasmic reticulum type. The transcript has 20 exons. The coding region runs from base 5765 to 8767 and encodes 1000 amino acids. NCBI's taxonomy places the organism in Eukaryota, Metazoa, Arthropoda, Insecta, Phasmatodea, Bacillidae. Gene Ontology annotation, molecular function: ATP hydrolysis activity; P-type calcium transporter activity; ATP binding. Gene Ontology annotation, cellular component: membrane. Gene Ontology annotation, biological process: calcium ion transmembrane transport; intracellular calcium ion homeostasis. The record is from RefSeq and is a predicted model, not a curated record.